AUGACAAUUCUAGGUACAGCUCUUGGUAUGUCUUUCUAUUUACUUCAAGUCGUUUCUGGAGAAAGUGGCUAUGCACAGAAUGGAGACUUGGAAGAUGCAGAACCAGAGGACCACUCGUUCUCAUGCUUCAGUCAGUUGGAAGUGAACGGAGCCCAGCACUCACUGACCUGUGCUUUUGAUGACCUAGAUGUCAACAGCACCAAUCUGGAUUUUGAGAUAUGUGAUGCCCUCUUGGAGGUAAAGUGCCUGACUUUGAAUAAACUACAAGACAAAUAUUUCAUCAAAACAAGGAAAUUCUUACUGAUUGGAGACAGCAAAAUAUGUGUGAAGCUUGGAACGACAAACAUAAAUUGCAGAAAAAUGAAUAUAGUCAAGAUAGUUAAGCCCGAGGCUCCUUUUGACUUAAAAGUCUUCUAUCGUGAGGGAGCAAAUGACUUUUUAGUGACAUUUAAUACUUCACACCUGCACAAGAAUUAUGUAAAAGAACUAGUGCAUGAUGUAGCCUACCGCCUGGAAAAAAGCAAAAACAACUGGAUGCACGUGAAUUUAUCCAGCACAAAGCUGGCACUCCUGCAGAGAAAGCUACAACCUGAUGCAAUGUAUGAGAUUAAAGUCCGAUCUAUUCCUACUGGAAAGUAUUUUGAAGGCUUCUGGAGUGCAUGGAGUCCAAGUUACCACUUUAGAACUUCAGAUCCCGAUGAUGGAGGGAAGAUGGAUCCUGUUUUUCUAAUCAUCAGCAUUCUGAGUUCCUUCUCUGUGGGUGUGUUGGUCAUCUUGGCCUGUGUAUUAUGGAAAAAAAGAAUUAAGCCUAUUAUUUGGCCGAAUCUCCCUGAUCAUAAGAAGACACUGGAACAACUGUGUAAGAAACCAAAAAAGAAUUUGAAUGUGAGUUUUAAUCCUGAAAGCUUCCUGGACUGUCAAAUUCAUAAGGUGGAUGGCAUUCAAGCCAGAGAUGAAGCGGAAGGUUUUCUGCAGGGUGCUUUGCCUCCACCACUCAAGGAGUCUGAGAAGCAGAAGUUUUCAGAUGUGCAGGGCCCCAGCUGGCCCUCCGAGCAUGCAGUCAUCACCCCAGACACUUUUGGGGGAGAUUCAGCCCUCAGAAGCCAACCAGGGAACAUCAAUAUUUAUAAUGUCCAUGAGCUACCCUCCUGCAGAUCCCUAAGCUGCAGGGAUGUUGGCAAGAAUGGGCCUCAUGUAUACCAGAGUCUACUGCUUAGCCCUGGAACUUCAAAUGGUACCCAGCCCCCUCUGUUUCCUCUCCAAUCAGGAAUCCUUACAUUGAAUCCAACUCCCCAGGGACAGCCCAGCCUCACUUCCCUGGGAUCAAGUCAAGAAGAAGCAUAUGUCACAAUGUCCAGUUUCUAUCAAAAUCAGUGA
Orycteropus afer afer is the source of this 1377-nucleotide messenger RNA. It is a transcript of the gene IL7R, whose product is annotated as interleukin 7 receptor. The record is from RefSeq and is a predicted model, not a curated record. Gene Ontology annotation, biological process: hemopoiesis; positive regulation of receptor signaling pathway via JAK-STAT; cytokine-mediated signaling pathway. Gene Ontology annotation, cellular component: membrane; external side of plasma membrane. NCBI's taxonomy places the organism in Eukaryota, Metazoa, Chordata, Mammalia, Tubulidentata, Orycteropodidae. Bases 1 to 1377 code for a protein of 458 amino acids. Gene Ontology annotation, molecular function: protein binding; cytokine receptor activity. The transcript is spliced from 8 exons.